Tricharina praecox is the source of this 2954-nucleotide messenger RNA. RefSeq names its product fork head domain-containing protein. Gene Ontology annotation, molecular function: DNA-binding transcription factor activity, RNA polymerase II-specific; RNA polymerase II cis-regulatory region sequence-specific DNA binding. Lineage: Eukaryota; Fungi; Ascomycota; Pezizomycetes; Pezizales; Pyronemataceae. Gene Ontology annotation, biological process: regulation of transcription by RNA polymerase II. The record is from RefSeq and is a predicted model, not a curated record. The transcript has a single exon. Bases 352 to 2577 code for a protein of 741 amino acids.
CCUAUACCAUCCAUACCCAUAUCGUCUAUACCACCUCCCCCCCUCCACACUCACUCACACCCCUCCGCCUAUCUGCCCUCCCCGUUAUAGCUGCCAGCCGCCCUGCAAACCUCGCUGCGACUUACCUAUCCUCCCUGCGACAUACUCUACAUACUCACUUACAUAUCUGCUGCGACUCCACUCCUCGGGUAUCACUCCCUUUACAUCGCAAACACCCCCCAAACCCCCCAAUCUGCCGGCGAAAACGAUCCACCGAACAGCAGCAAUCCUCGCGCUAUUUUUCACGCGUCGCUCACCUCUGUUCGGUCUGCUGCAGUAGCCUUCCCGAAAGCCUGUCGCCCGCUGGAAAUCAUGGCCGCCACACGCUCGGCGCUGCCUCCAAUGACGAUUCACAGAGAUGUGCUCGGACCUUUCCCACAGACCCCCCCCUCACCACCACCACCUUCGACGAACAACUCAGCAGCUACACCUGCAUCUGAGACCGCUAGCUCCACACGACUAUCCACCGCCGCCGCCGCCUCGUCGUCCUCGUCCGUCGCCGCAACAACUACUUCGACCUCUAGCAAACCCAAUCCCCUACGAUCGACAACUGGAAAUCCCCUCCAGUCGAUAAUGUUCAGGCCGCCAAUCGCGGGCCUCGGAAACUCACCACUCAAGCGGAAGCAACAGAACCACAAGCCGAAUUCGUUUCCUACCAUCGUGUUCGAAAAUUCCUUCGAGCGGAUUGCAAUGCCCCCGCCGGACCCGGACGCGUUCACCACCGACUCACCCAUGAAGAAGCCGCCAGUAACCAUUUUCGACACUGCGAUACCCAUGCCCUCGCUUCAGCGGAAGCCGAGCGCUGCCUUGUUCACUCAAUUCCAGGCCUCAAAGGCGAUGGCCGAAAAGGAGAACUACGGGCAUGUACUGGACGGGAAGGUACAUAAGCCGGGAGCGGGACCGGGAGGAGGAGGGGUUCGGCGAGUACUUAUGGAGUCGGCACCCAUCAAGGAGAAGAAGGUUUCAAAGGACAAGUCGGCGAACAACUCAGCAAUACCUGAUCCGGAUACGUGGGAACCCCCCCAGGUCCUGGAUGAUGGGAAGAAACCGCCGUACAGCUAUGCGACGCUGAUUGGAAUGGCCAUCCUCCGAGCACCGGGUCGACACUUGACUCUGGCUCAGAUUUACAAGUGGAUCGCCGACAGCUUUCAGUACUACAAGACGUCAAACAAUGGUUGGCAGAACAGCAUCCGACACAACCUGUCCCUCAACAAGGCAUUCGUGAAACAGGAGAGGCCAAAGGAUGAUCCGGGAAAGGGAAAUUAUUGGGUUAUCCAGAAGGGAUGCGAGCAUCAGUUCAUGAAGACCAAGAGCUCACGUAAAUCUGGCAAGAAGUCAUCGGUGCCAGCAGCGACAUCAUCACCGGUGCCCUCGUCUUCCCAGGAAAGCAAACUACAAUCUUCUCAGGCUGACGACGCUACCACCACCACCACCACCUCGACCGGCAAGAAGAACAAAAAGUCGACACCUGCUGAGAUUCAGGUACACGAGGAUGCUUCUGAGCUACCGGACCCUACGCCUACGCCCUCCCAAUCGGAACAUGCCGGGAGCACGGACGCUACAGAGAAGGUUGUCAGCAGUAGUGGUCUGCAUGAGGAAGUGCUGGCACUGUCGUCAGAUGCCACGAGGAGUGCAAGCAGCGUCAGUCCCGAACCGACCCGUCGUUCUCUUCUUCUUGAAGAUGACGAUGUUUUCCGCCCGUCUUCGCCGCAAGGGAUCAUUCUUGCCAACUCUUCGCCCCCUCAUAUCAACAUCAUGUGCUCGUCUCCACCACUAACGAGGUCGCAAUUAAACCACUCCUUGAGAGAUGCGACGCCACCGCCAUUGUUCCCGUCAUCGUCCGGGAUGAGAAAGCGCAAGGUUUCGUCCAUGAAUGACAGUGGCUACUUUUCGUCGUUGGAGUCCUCGGUCAUCCGUCCGAGCAAUACCGACUCGGAUAAGCCGAGGAUCAAGCGUGGUAGGGCUGAAGAGGCCAUUGCGCGCAUCCGUGAACACGAGAGUCCGACCCGCAGAUCCACGAUGGCACCCAACUCCUCCAUGUUGGGCCUUUCGUCUCCGUUGAGGAGUUACGAUAUUAACCCGAUGCUGCCGCCUCUCACCCCUGCCACCACCCUCCGACCCCAAAAGCCACCAAGAUCGGUCAGCCCUAACACCAAUCUCCGCAUCCAUCGGGAUAAGAUCCGGCAGUUGGUCAAAUCACCAUCUCGGGAUGUGGACAUUCUCGACGACGAUCCGUGGGGUUCAACCCUCGCCGCCUUCGCCUGCCAUGAAUUCGCUAUGGAUACCACUGCGAUUGCCGACGAUAUCGUCCCCCGAAACUCGUUUGGUUCUCCGGGACACAAUAUCCGGUUCACCCCCCGGGAUAUAUUUGCCGACGGGCUCUUUGACACCCCGGAUCUCUUUGGUGUCGAUGUGUUUGGCGUCAUGAGGAAUGGAUUCGAGAGGUUCACCAACGACUGCCCGGAAUCUCCAACUGCCGGCCACGGCAGUAUGAGCAGUCGGCCCGGUUUACACAAGAGUCACACCACAAACUUUUGAGUUUUUUCGGCGGAUACCCGUUGCGGUUCUCACUUUUUUCUGGCUUUUCCGGACCGCAAUCUCGGCGUUGGGGAUCUUUUUUUUUAUUUCUUUUUUUUUCCAUGUGCCCUCUUUUCAGUUUGGGACAGGUGCCAGCGAGUCUUUUUUUUUCCUUUCCUCUUUUUUUUUUCUUCACGUCCCAUGAAAAGUUUGGGAACUUUGCAUAGUGCGAGGGUGUAAGAAUUCUUUUUACUGUGGGACCUUGUGCUUUUACGGGUUCGGUGUAGUAUUAUUCCCUGCUACACUUUUCAGCGAUCUUUUUCUUUUACACCCAUAUUUUUAACGAGACCACGAGACCAACGCGACCACGAAUUUGGGGGAGACACAGAGUGGGGUGA